This is a messenger RNA of Botrytis porri, 579 nucleotides long. RefSeq lists its product as uncharacterized. Bases 1 to 579 code for a protein of 192 amino acids. The transcript is spliced from 5 exons. NCBI's taxonomy places the organism in Eukaryota, Fungi, Ascomycota, Leotiomycetes, Helotiales, Sclerotiniaceae. The record is from RefSeq and is a predicted model, not a curated record.
AUGCCUUUCCACAUCCUUCCUUUCCGCUCCUUUUCCCUCUCCUCCCUCUCCUCCCUCUCCAAAACAUCAAAAUCGAAAUCAAAACCCCACACCAUCUCCAGAAAAGAACCAAACACCCCCACCCCCCUCCCCACAAUCCGCUCCAUCGGCACCCAAACCACCAAAACCCGCACGCACAGCUCCCGCUGGACGCAAACCCCUCCGGAGAGAUACAUUUCGUUUCGGGAACACCAUGGAGUACAGCCUCCUAGGAAGAGUGGGGUGGAGUGGCCGGCUUGGUGGGCGGUGGUUGGGGGGGUGGUUUUGGGGUGGUUUUUUAGCGGGAUGGCGCUGGGAAUUAGGGGACUUCGAAACAUCGAUACAAAAUCGAUGAGAACGAAACCCCUCUACCAAAAAGAAAGAUUCAUUUCUCCAAAUCUCCAAAUAUAUAUAUACAUACAGAAUAAGUUUUCACGAGUAGUGUCAACAGCAACCUUGUCUCCGAUGCAGGGUAAAUCAAUACUCGUGAUCGGCACAACCACAUCUAGCGAUAAAGAUACUAUACAGAUGGAAUUCUUCAAUGUGUGCCAGGUGAACUAG